Centropristis striata (black sea bass) is the source of this 1646-nucleotide messenger RNA. It is a transcript of the gene yif1a, whose product is annotated as Yip1 interacting factor homolog A (S. cerevisiae). Gene Ontology annotation, cellular component: Golgi membrane; endoplasmic reticulum membrane; endoplasmic reticulum-Golgi intermediate compartment. Gene Ontology annotation, biological process: endoplasmic reticulum to Golgi vesicle-mediated transport. The record is from RefSeq and is a predicted model, not a curated record. Lineage: Eukaryota; Metazoa; Chordata; Actinopteri; Perciformes; Serranidae. The transcript is spliced from 9 exons. The coding region runs from base 126 to 1058 and encodes 310 amino acids.
CUGCCACGCAGGCACACUGAAGUGGACCAACCGCGGUGGAUGGGAGGGAUCAGCGCGAGCCUGACUGGUAGCCACGUAGCUAGCUAACACCGUUAGCUGUGGAGCUAACGUCAGCGAACGUCACUAUGGACUUGCCACAUCACGGGUACCGAGCAACCGCUAAACCGAGAGCUCGUGCAGCUCCCCCCACAGCAGAUUCUAUCCUGUUUGAUGACACCAGUGCUGCAGCAUCAUCAUCAAUGAACAAUCAAGGAUACUACACUCCUGGGUACAAUAUGGCAGGACCCCCACAGGACAUGCAAGGAGGUGGAGGGCCAAACAACCUGUUUAAUGACCCAAUGGCCAAUGCUGCAAUGAUGUACGGCUCCUCGUUAGCCAACCAGGGAAAGGAUAUGGUGAACAAAGAGAUCAGCAGAUUCAUGUCUGUGAACAAGCUGAAAUACUUCUUUGCAGUUGACACCAGAUAUGUUUUGAAGAAACUGAUGAUCCUCAUGUUCCCUUACACACAUCAGGACUGGGAAGUUCGCUACCAUAGAGACACUCCACUGACUCCAAGACAGGAUGUGAAUGCACCAGAUCUUUACAUACCAACGAUGGCUUUCAUCACCUACAUUUUACUAGCUGGAAUGGCACUUGGCAUUCAGAAACGGUUCAGUCCAGAGGUUCUUGGACUGUGUGCCAGCACCGCCCUCGUGUGGACCAUCAUUGAGGUCUUGGUGAUGUUGUUGAGUUUGUACCUGUUGACAGUACACAGCGACCUCUCAACCUUCGAUCUCAUUGCCUACAGUGGAUACAAAUAUGUUGGGAUGAUCCUCACAAUGUUGUGUGGAUUACUGUUUGGCAGUGACGGUUAUUAUGUGGCCCUGGCUUGGACCUCUUGUGCCAUUAUGUUCUUCAUUGUUCGAUCUCUCAAAAUGAAGAUCCUUACCUCCAUCUCCUCGGACAACAUGGGAACUGGAACAAGUGCCAAACCUCAGUUCCGCCUUUAUAUCACUGUGGCCACUGCAGUGUUUCAGCCAAUCAUUAUUUAUUGGUUAACCUCUCACUUAGUCAGGUGACCGUGAGGCAUUUAGUAACCAGAUGUCCAUGUGAGUUGGACCCAAAACAUUUGAUUGUUGAGUGUUUGUACACCUGCCUUUAUACGCUCUUUUGUCAGUAAACUCAAAGCAUAUGUAGACGGUGUUGAACUGCAGCUUGUGUUGACCUCGUCAGAUGGACAUGUUCAUAAUGAAAUGCUUUCAUUGAUUUAACCACAAAGUGUGACACAGAAAAUGUCUCACCGGAAGUUGUUUUUCCACGAGUGUACAGUAACUCUGAGGUGCUUAUUUUUGGCCACCUAACUUUGAAGAAAAGGGCUUUUAUUGUGAGAUUUGUUUAAUCGCAACUCAGAUUCAGUUCAACUUCCCAUUUAUAUAAUGUCCCUAGACAUACUUUACAGUAUUUACACCCCAGACUACACAAACCACACAGACACAUUAAUGCACAUUACACAUGACUCAAGUACCAUUUUUCUGGUAUGGUAAUGUGGCUGAAUUAUCCCCCUUUCUUUUGUGACUCCUGAAUUUUAUGUAUCUACAUUUGGCUAAGCAUGACAAUGUUUGGAUUUUUUGUAGAAAAAAUAAAUAUAUUUAGCUUUGUGUAUUAAA